Molecule: messenger RNA, 1893 nt
Organism: Brassica napus (rape)
Lineage: Eukaryota; Viridiplantae; Streptophyta; Magnoliopsida; Brassicales; Brassicaceae
Exons: 5
Coding region: 1-1893 (630 amino acids)
Molecular function (GO): zinc ion binding
Source: RefSeq, a predicted model, not a curated record
AUGGCGCACGACACUCCCCCAGUUUACGUGUCCAAUACUCGACAAUUGCAAGGUUUUCUAAGCCUGAAGAAAAUCGAACAACUACAUCUCUGUGUGGAGAUUACGGAGAACAGAGCAAGCGAGAAGAGUAAAACAUUUUUGAGCUUUAGCUCAGAAGCAGAAGCAGAAGCUUCAGUAGUUGAGUCCAGAGACGAAAAUUACAGUGGGAGUUACGAUAGUUACAGUUUAGAGAACCGAUUUGAUAUAUUCGACGAUUCAGACGAUGCGUCAUCUGAAGAUGAUAACUUCAGCUCAUAUGGUGAGUCCCCUACAGAUGACAAAGAUUCACCAACUCUACCUCCCAAGAAGAGAGAUCAGAACUUCUCGAUGAGGGGAUCUAAAGGGAAUUUGGAGGUUCUAAGUUUGGAGAUGUCGUCGAUAGACAUUGCGGUAGGUCAACGUUACGAUAGUAAAGACGAUUUGGAGAAACGACUGAAACUUCUUACAGUGAGGUAUAAAUUUGAUUUUGAUGUAGAAACAUCAACCCCGACAUCAUACGUUGUUAAGUGUUGGGUUGAUGGAUGUCUCUGGAGAGUUUGUGCUUCUACCUUAGGAGAAUCCAAGGCGUUUUUUGUUCGUAUUUACGGUUCGAAGCAUACAUGUUCCUGCACAGAGCGUUCUAAUCGACCUCGACAAGCAACACCAGAUAUUUUAGGUAUGUUGUACAAGAACUUUCUCGGCGACGUUGGUCCGGCCGUUUGCCCUAUGAGCGUCGGAAUAGCUAUCACUAAGCAGUUUGGUAUAAAGAUGGGUUAUUGGAAAUCACACCGGACGCUGAAAUUUGCAAGGGAAAUCGAUGAGGGAACACCUGAGUGUGGGUUUGAAAGCUUGCCUUCUUACUUAUACAUGAUAAGAAGGGCAAAUCCGAGUACAGUUACGCGUCUUCAAAUCGAUGAGCUUGGAAGAUUCAUGUAUGUGUUUCUUGCCUUUGGUGCGAGCGUUAAUGGGUUUCCUUUCAUGCACAAAGGUGUUGUAGUCGACGGUACGUUUCUCAAUGGUAAAUACAAAGGGACGCUACUCACAGCACUAGCUCAGGACGGUAACUUCCAGAUUUUUCCAAUAGCCUUCGCAGUGGUUGACACAGAAAAUGAUGAUUCGUGGCAUUGGUUUUUUACGCAACUAAAACUUCUGAUUCCUGACGACGAGGGUCUUGCGAUAAUCUCGGACAUGCAUAGCUCGAUAGGGAAAGCAAUUAGAAAUGUGUAUCCGUUGGCUGCUCGGGGAAUAUGCACCUACCAUUUAUAUAAGAACAUAUUGGGACAGUACAAAGGAAAAGAAGCAUUCCGUUUGGUGAAGAAAGCGGCAAGAUGUUUUAGGAUGUCUGACUUUACUGCGAUUUUCGAGGAGAUUGAAGCGAUUCAUCCUGCACUCCACGGCUACCUCCAAAGAGCUGAUGUCCGCCUGUGGACGCGUGUUCAUUUCCCGGGCGAGAGAAUCGAUACGGGUUAUGAUGACCAGAUGGGUCGUGUAACUGCCGCCAGAGAAUUGACGGUCCAAAGGAUUGAUGAUCAUCACACUGAAGUUAAAUAUGGAUCUUCUAGCGAGUCUUUGAAUGUUGUUAAUUUGGUAGAGCGAAAGUGCACAUGUCAGCGUUUCGAACGCGAGAAAUUACCAUGUGUACACGCAAUCGCAGCUGCGGAGUACAACAAUGUUUGUCGUAUAUUCCUGUGCAGUCCGUACUAUAACAGUGAAUAUUUGGUGAGCGCAUACGCCGAAUCUAUCAUGCCGGCUGACGAAGCGCAACCUGUUCCAGAAAUCGUGGCAAACCAACCGUGCUUGCCCCCGUAUAUUCGUCAACAACCAGGAAGACCUAAUAAAAAUAGGAUGAAAUCUGCUUUAGAAGUUGCACUGUAA